AUGAUCUACGUUCAGAUCGCGAAAAGCAGCUACCCUGAUCGAUCAUCCCAAAAGCGCAUUCGCAGCAGGAGAUACGAUGGCUUUAGGAAACUCUACAAGCGUAUACACAAACUAGUCGUUGUGGUCGCGAGUGUGAGUGAAGCCGCCUCACCACGUCUCACCACGCCUGCCCACGCACGUCUGAGUGCCUCAAGUCGUCGCGCCUCCCCUCCCCUCAUCGAGCUUCCCCUCCCCUCGUUGCGCUUCCUUGUUCGCGCCACUCCUUGUCGCGCCUUUCCUUCCAUCGUCGCGCCACCACUCCUUUCGGCGCACAUCCCCUUGCGAUGUUCGCCUCCCGUCGUCGUGCUGGCAACCUCGUCGCGCCGGCCCUUGACGCGCCUCCUGUCCCAUCGUCGCGCUUCUCCUUCCCUCGUCGCGCUUCCCCUUCCCUCGUCGCGCUUCCCCUCCCCUCGUCGCGUUUCCCCUCCCCUCGUCGCGCCUCCCCUCGUCGUGCCUCCACUCCCCUCGUCGCGCCUCCGCUCCCUUCGUCGCGCCUCCCCUUGUCGCACCUCCUCUCUACGCGCGGCUUCCCCUCAUCCCCCCCCCUCCCUUCUUCCCCUCAUUUCCCUCCCUGCUUUCCCUCAUUUCCCCCCCUGCUUUCCCUCAUUUCCCCCCCUGCCUCCACUCGUUUCCCCCCUGCUUCCGCUCAUUUCCCCCCCUGCUUCCCCUCAUUCCCCCCCUGCUUCUUCUCAUUCCCCCCCCCUGCUUCCCCUCAUUUCCCUUCCUGAUUUCUCAUUUCCCCUCUUGCUUCCUCUCGUUUCCCCUCUUGCUUCCCCUCGUUUCCUCGCUUGCUUCCCCUCAUUUCCGCCCUGCUUCCCCUCAUUCCCCCCUCCUGCCCGUCCUUUUUCCCUUCUCCUUUCCCCCACCUGA
Closterium sp. Naga37s-1 is the source of this 909-nucleotide messenger RNA. The record is from the annotation of a GenBank genome assembly. Lineage: Eukaryota; Viridiplantae; Streptophyta; Zygnematophyceae; Desmidiales; Closteriaceae.